This is a messenger RNA of Choloepus didactylus (southern two-toed sloth), 7124 nucleotides long. It is a transcript of the gene NPR3, whose product is annotated as natriuretic peptide receptor 3. Gene Ontology annotation, biological process: regulation of blood pressure; vasodilation. Gene Ontology annotation, molecular function: peptide hormone binding; natriuretic peptide receptor activity. Gene Ontology annotation, cellular component: membrane. NCBI's taxonomy places the organism in Eukaryota, Metazoa, Chordata, Mammalia, Pilosa, Megalonychidae. Bases 57 to 1670 code for a protein of 537 amino acids. The transcript has 8 exons. The record is from RefSeq and is a predicted model, not a curated record.
UGGGUGGGGGGCAGAGGGCGAGUCGGCGGCGAGGGCAGGCGCUCGCUCGCGGCACGAUGCCGUCCCUGCUGGUGCUCACUUUCUCCGCGUGCGUCCUGCUCUGCUGGGCGUUGCUGGCGGGCUGCACGGGUGGUGGUGGCGGCGGGGUCGCGGGCCCAGGCGGCGGGCGCCGAGAGGGAGAGACGUUGCCGCCGCAGAAGAUCGAGGUGCUGGUGUUGCUGCCCCAGGACGACUCGUACCUGUUCUCCUUGGCUCGGGUGCGGCCAGCCAUCGAGUAUGCGCUGCGCAGCGUGGAGGGCAAUGGGACCGGGAGGCGCCUACUGCCGCCCGGCACCCGCUUCCAGGUGGCCUACGAGGACUCGGACUGCGGCAACCGCGCCCUCUUCAGCCUGGUGGACCGCGUGGCGGCGGCGCGGGGCGCCAAACCCGACCUCAUCCUGGGGCCCGUGUGCGAGUACGCGGCAGCGCCCGUAGCCCGGCUUGCGUCUCAUUGGGACCUGCCCAUGCUGUCGGCCGGGGCACUGGCCAAUGGCUUCCAGCACAAGGACACCGAGUACUCGCACCUCACGCGCGUGGCGCCCGCCUACUCCAAGAUGGGCGAAAUGAUGCUCGCCUUGUUCCGCCACCACCAGUGGAGCCGCGCUGCGCUGGUCUACAGCGACGACAGUCUGGAGAGGAACUGCUACUUCACCCUCGAGGGUGUCCACGAGGUCUUUCUAGAGGAGGGCUUGCACACUACCGCGUACAAUUUCGAUGAGAACAAAGAUUUAGACCUGGACGACAUUGUGCGCUACAUCCAGGCCAGUGAACGAGUCGUGAUCCUGUGUGCGAGUAGCGACACCAUCCGGAGCAUCAUGCUGGCGGCGCACCGGCACGGCAUGACCAGCGGGGACUACGCCUUCUUCAACAUCGAGCUCUUCAACAGCUCUUCCUACGGAGAUGGCUCGUGGAAGAGAGGAGACAAACAUGACUUUGAAGCGAAGCAGGCCUACUCAUCCCUCCAAACAGUCACUCUACUGAGGACAGUGAAACCCGAGUUUGAGAAGUUUUCCAUGGAGGUGAAAAGUUCUGUUGAGAAACAAGGGCUCAAUGAGGAGGAUUACGUUAAUAUGUUUGUGGAAGGGUUCCAUGAUGCCAUCCUCCUCUAUGUCCUGGCUUUACGUGAAGUGCUUAGAGCUGGCUACAGCAAGAAGGACGGAGGGAAAAUCAUCCAGCAGACUUGGAAUAGAACAUUUGAAGGUAUCGCUGGGCAGGUGUCCAUAGAUGCCAAUGGAGACCGGUAUGGAGAUUUCUCCGUGAUUGCCAUGACGGACAUAGAAGCGGGCACCCAGGAGGUUAUUGGUGAUUACUUUGGAAAAGAAGGUCGUUUUGAAAUGCGGCCAAAUGUCAAAUAUCCUUGGGGUCCUUUAAAACUGAGAAUAGAUGAAACCAGAAUUGUGGAGCACUCGAACACCUCUCCUUGCAAAUCAUCAGGUGGCCUAGAAGAGUCGGCUGUGACAGGAAUUGUUGUGGGGGCCUUACUAGGAGCAGGUUUGCUAAUGGCCUUCUACUUCUUCAGGAAGAAAUACAGAAUAACCAUUGAGAGACGAAACCAGCAAGAAGAAAGUAACGGUGGAAAACAUCGGGAGUUACGCGAAGAUUCCAUCAGAUCCCAUUUUUCGGUGGCUUAAAGGAAGUCUUUUCUCUCUGUUUGAGAUUCUUUAACGAGAAAAAUGGGAUGAAAGACAUCAAUGGAGCAGAGGGGCACUCUUGAAGAACUCAUUCUUUUAAAGCAGUUAGUUGUUUCGUUUUAAAAUUUCUUUAGAAGCUCAGGAACUAUUAUUAAUCACCAUAUGCCUCACGGCCUUUCAUCUUGUGUCAAACAAAUAUAAGGAAAUAAUGUCACUCUGUUGAAUGUUCAUACUGCUUCAAGGGUAUAUGAUUAGUUUUAUGGUUUUAAAAUCUGAUGUCUCCAUAUUUUGAUGGCCUGAGGGGGCAUUUCAUGCAAGGAUAGAAAACGUGGUUUUCUUAAAUGAAAUGUUUUAUAGCGAGAAUAAAAUCAUUUUUUACAAGUAGAAUAUUCUUGGAAAAAAUUUAACAGCCGGGAAGAGGACAAUGUAAUGAAAAACUGCAAAGUCAGAAAUACAGCAUUCCUCUCUCUAGAAGUGGUGAGGACUGCUCUGUCCAAAGUGUACUUUCAGGUUCUGACUUUAUAUCUUGGAAAAAGGAUUUCCUCCCUGUCUCCCGCCUUCAAUGUCUCAUAAAAGCAACUCUGGAAGGUUGUAAAUAUUAGCAAAAUAAGAGAAUUUAUACAAGAAAAGCACACCUAAAAUGUUUCUUUUUCAUGUAAAAAAAAAAAAGCCCUAUUUUACACUAACACUUUAUUUUUAAGUAUGUUACUUAAUCUUGUAUUUUGCUGUUAGAAAAUGUGUCUAUUUUUUCAUUUUGAAGAUUAAAUUUCAUUUAUGUUUUAAAUGCAUGGGUAAUGUGUACAACAAACCAACAAUGAUGAAUAAUGCUUCUCAUUUUCUUCCCAUUUCCCUCUUGCCCUUGGUCACAGCCAAAUACAAUUUGCUGCUUUAAUUUCAGAGAUUUAGAAAUGUCUUUAGAUUACAAAGUCUAAAGGAGUACAUCAGUUUACCUGUUUUAAAUGGAAGUUACUUUACAGUCAGAAACCCCCUUCUAAUUCUGGUCAAAUGGUAUUUCAGGAUCAGGGAUGAAAAGUUAUUAGGACUAAGCAGGGUUUAUAACGGGAGGCAGUCCCUAUUUCCUCAAGGACAAUUUUAUAAAGAGUUAGAACAUGAUAGUAAGCACAGAAAUGAUAAGUUAAAAAAAUGCAUACACGACCUUUUACCAAAGUUCAUAGCGGUGGUUUUGGUUAAAAAAGGGAAUCUAAAUAAUAUCUGUUCUAUUCUCUUUUAGUCCCUUUAUAAUCAUCCACCAAUAGCCUGUCACACUGGGUUGAGUGUGGAUGUAAGGAGUUUGGAGUACGUUGAGUAAGUAUUUAUUGACUAUCUCCUUUGUGCCCAGAACUCUGCACAUGGGUUGAAACCCAGCUGGCCAUUUUCACUUAGUAAUUGUGGAGAAAACAGACAGUGAGGGAAGAAUGGGAAGUUGCAAGAUGAGGUUCCCACCUUGUACUGGGGCACUAGGGUCUUUCCUCAGUGACAUUUUGAGCAACUGAAAAAAGUUUAAAAAUUAUAUUAAUAUCUAUACAAGGCCAUUUCUAGGGAGGAAAACAGCCAAGUUGGAGCAAUUCCUUGGUAGCAGUGGAGGUCGUAGUUCACGAAGGAAGGCUGCGGUGAAGGCUGUGUGCCUGAGUGGGGGGGUGGGGGGCUGUGCUUGGAUUUGGCCCCUGCUGGCAGCAGCAUUUCAAUCAGAUUAUUUCUGUGUGAGGCACAGUUCCCUUCUCUUUCAUUUAACAAGUGGAAUGCAGGCAGCUGGAGGGCAUGAUGAAAGAAUGAACUAGGAUCAACUGAAACAACGAUGUUGUAGUUCUCCAUGCUGGAUGCAAAGGAACAAGUGCCGAAUUCAAAAAAGGAUGGGGGGAGAAAGCAAGAAAGGCAAACCCCAGAGUUUCUCAUGGGGGAAGAGACUUGGGGAAGUAAAAUCCAAGAAAGCAAAGCAUUUGAUAGCUCAGGGCUCCGGAAAGUGAAAUCAGGAUGGAAAGAUUGCAUCCUUCUUAUUUAAUAAAUUGGAGAGCUUAUUCCUUUCUCAUGCUUAUGUUUCACAGAUGUUUUUCCAUAUAUUUUUAAAAUACUCAUUUUCUAUUAUCUUGUGUUUUUAAAGAAAGCAUUUAAAUUUUGAGCCCAUGUACUUACAUAGGAACAAAUACUCUACCUAGUUACAGUGUUUGGGUAUAAACAUUUCUAACCUUUCUAGAAUUUAUAGGGACCCAUUAACUCUAACACUAAAAAAUGAAUAUCUUUUAUUUCUACUUCAGAUAGAGGAAUAGUCUUAAUAUUUUAAUCCCUAGAUAAAAUCUUAAAAAUGAGUGAGAAUUUAUCUUUCAAAAAUGGUAGAACAGCAACAUUUAUCUAAUGAACUAUGCUGUCUUAAUUUGGUUCUUCCAGUUUUCUGUUGCACUUGUAAAAUGCUACAAGGAAUAUAAAAACAACCUGUUCAUUUAGACUUAUAAUACUUUAUGAAAUAAAAACAUGAGUCACAAAAAGGUGGCAGAACAAAGCAUGAAGUUUCUGGUAUGCAGAUGCCAUUCUCUUCCAAACUUAAAGCAGUUUUAAUGUUCUUAAGAUUGAUUGCUUGUUUACAUGUCUAUUGUCUAGUCUCUCAUCCUUGGAAUUUUCAUAUGAGUUACCAAAACUCCAUUAAGCUGGGAAACCUUUGCUAAAGCUUAGGUGUUUUGGCCAAGGUCUCCCUGGGUUAAGAACUCUCCAGAGUGUAGUUUGGGAUUUAAGUUCCUACUGCUAAGCAACCUCUUUGAUGACCUUAUAUCCUAUUCCUAUCCUUCCAGUAGCCACACAGCAUAUAGUGAAAUAAGCAAGGCUUUGGUUCUUGAAUGCAUUCUAUACAUUUUUACUGUACUUGCAGGGUAUUCCAAUUUCAAAAGGGGUACUUAAUCAGUAUAUCAUAAGCUGACAUUGAUACAGGUCAAAAUGAGUAAAUACUUUUUUGGUAUUGGAAAUAGGUAUAGCUUUUAUGAAAAUCAUUGUCAUCCUGUUAGCUUGUGUGUGUGUGUGUGUUUGGCGGAGGUGGGGGGGGGGACUCAGAAAUAAAAGCUUUCCCCAGAUGAUCGCGUCCAUCUGGAAAGAACUUUUUUACAGAGGCCAUAUCUACGCCCAGACUGACCACAGGUCCACGAGGAAGCCUCUGUGUACAUUAAAUUUCACUGAAAAUCCUUCAGCUUGUCUUUUCCUGAACUAUACUAUAGACAUGGUUCCACAUGCCUAAAAGUAGUUCAGAAACUAUUUCUAGUGGGGGGAGAGGAGAAGCAUAUGGGAAGAGGUGGCUCCUUUUCUUCUCUUCCUUAAUUCAGAGUCUCUUGCUUUAGAAUGUGGAACCCCUUCUCCUUGUUCAUACUAAUAGCAUCAUUAAUAUUCCAAUGGCACAUGUGUCUUCUUUGCCCCUAACUUCCCACUUUCCUUCUGGCUGCUGCUGGUUUGGGGGAGUGGUAAGAUAAUGCCGUCAGCAGGGAAAUAAAGGUCAUUGUAUAGACCUCGUGCAGUGACAGGGAUUCACAAGUAGGUUCCAGUGGCAUCAGGACCUUCUUGUAAAUGAGUAUACACUGGCUAUUUGUGGAAGUCUCUUUAGGAGACCAAAUAGCGUAUCAUGCCACAUAUUAAGGGAGUAUUUACAGACUGGAGGAAGGUGUACCUAUGUUUCUUGGGACACACAGAACUGGGAUCCUGAGUGAAUGCAGCCAUAAAGCCAGAUGUCAACCAAAAUUAGGCCCCCUGAUCUCUGUUUCAUGAGUUUUGUUUAGUUUAUCCCUGGAACUCAGUGCUUCAUGAGGAAGCUAAUAAUGUUGAAUGUCUUGAUCAGUGGGAAAAGCUGAAACUGUCUAGAAAUGCAGAAUAAGUUUUAGGGGCAGUGUGGAAGCAAAGAGAAUGAGAUGGUGCUGUUCAAAGGGACCUGUUUCUUUUGUAUUUGCUCUUUAGAACUAAAAGAUAACUAAUAACUUAGUCCCUCUUCAACAGCUUUUUUAUAAGCCAGACUCAACCAGAAGUUUGGGACAUGCCAGGUGAGAAGAAUCAGGAGUUUAUUAUCCUUCAAAAGAAACAGAAGAGGGUAGCAUUGCAGACUGCCACUGCCUUUACCCCAUGUGCCCCCCUCCUGGCUGUCCUCCCGUGUCACAGCUUUAGUGGUAUGUUAGCAUCUUGUCUAUGCAGGUUGAAACCUGUGUGUGGGACCUCCAUACUUCCCCAGAGGCAAAAAGGCACACCGUGUUGCCUGUAAGAAUGUAGCUGGCUUUUGAUCUUGACCUUGUGCUCGUGUGACCACACAAGCUCUCAGGCCGUUCAAGCCUGUGAUGUACAUAUACUCCAGUAAGUUUGGCUUUGGUUUUCAGCAUGUAGAUUUCACAGAUGUCUCUUGCAGGUGUAACCCACAGCGAGACUGCAGGAUUAAAAAUGACUUUCAAAAGAGGAGGCUAGAUUGGAGUUAGUUCAAAUUUCUCCUUAACCACUAAUGUUAAUUCAUACCAAAGGCAAAACAUUCUAAACCAGCUGAUGUUGUUUAAUGUCCAUGUUGUAAGCUAUUUCAGAUCCAAUGAAAGGGUUUUGAUGGGAGCUGAGACUCAAAAGUGAGAAUCUGUAUGUUAUAAUUGCUCUUUGAUGUAUCAGGUGUGGCAUGAUUCCUAGGGGAGAGAUUGGAACAAGCAGAACUAAGAGCAGAAAUGCUGGAUUGCUUUGAUUCUUAUUUUUAAAGACCUAAAUUUCUGUGCACAAGAAUAAAGGGAGCACUUACCAGCUGUAAAUCACAACAUAGGCUACCAAAUUAUUUUGUCUAGGAAAAGAAAGCUAUCAUAGCACAUAACGAUUUGGCAGAGAAGGUUGAGAAAGAGGACAGUUUGGAUCUUGAAAACAUGAUGUCUUUUUUUCAUUAUUCAAUGCCAUGAUUUGAAAAUCUUCACUGUGAUUUGUCUUACAAGACAGUAAUGAGGGGACAAUCUUGAGUUGCAGUGGUUUUGCAGACCCUUGUUUCGGAUCCAGGGAAUCUGAGCUUUGUUCCUUGUGCAUGGUGAAUAACUGAAACCAAGAGAGCAUGGGACAGACACUGUAGGGGUGUAACUCUGGGGCCCUUGUGUUCUGGUUCAUACUAUUCACUGCUAAUUUAAAUACAGAAUUAUCAAACAAUACAAGCCUAACAUGAGUCUGGUAGAAAAAUAAAAGUAAAAGCUGCACAAGUUACAUAGUUUAUUAUUCUAAUGUAAGUAGAACUAUCUGCAUAUAAUGUGAUUUAAUUUAUUAUUGUUUUGUGUAGAAAAUGAGAAUUAAUGACUGUGGAUAUAACCCUGUUUUGUAUAAUAUAUUUUAUUUCUGGUGCAAACUGGCCAUUUAAGAUAUCUACUUCAUUUGGCAUUUGGAUCUAAGUGUGUGUGUGUUCUUGUAAAUGUUUCUAUUAAGCAAGAGUGCCACAUACUCUGAGUAUAACAAUGUGUUCUCAUUAAAAAUUACAUCCCACAGAAA